This is a messenger RNA of Rosa chinensis, 570 nucleotides long. RefSeq names its product NADH-ubiquinone oxidoreductase 20.9 kDa subunit. The record is from RefSeq and is a predicted model, not a curated record. The coding region runs from base 73 to 375 and encodes 100 amino acids. The transcript is spliced from 2 exons. Lineage: Eukaryota; Viridiplantae; Streptophyta; Magnoliopsida; Rosales; Rosaceae.
AGUUCGAGCCAGCCAUCGCAGAGACCUGAGCUAAGAGAGUGAGUGAGUGACGGAGUCGUCUAAGAGAAGAAGAUGAACACAGACAUCACAGCGUCGACGAAGCCCGAGUACCCUGUCUUAGAUCGGAACCCUCCCUUCACCAGAGUCGUCGGCAAUUUCAGCACCCUCGACUAUUUCCGAUUCGCCACCAUCACCGGCGUCUCCGUCACCGUCGGCUACCUCUCGGGAAUUAAGCCGGGAAUUAGAGGGCCGUCUAUGGUGACCGGAGGUCUGAUUGGAGUGAUGGGCGGGUUCAUGUACGCUUACCAGAACUCGGCGGGUCGCAUCAUGGGCUUUUUCCCCAACGACCGUGAGGUAGCCCAUUACAAGAAAUGAAAAUGUUUUAUGCACAUUUUCUAUUUAGGGUUUGUAAUAAUCGGAUUGUUCCUUUUUGGCUGAAAUUUGAGUUCGUCUAUUCAUACAAUGCUGUGUUUUGAGCUGCUGAAAUGUCAUUGAAGAACUCCAAAUAAGAUGGUGUUAUGCAAUUUAUCUGACAUUUUGUGUUUUAAGCAAAAUUCAGUUCUUAUCUUA